Lichtheimia ornata is the source of this 2133-nucleotide messenger RNA. RefSeq lists its product as uncharacterized. Gene Ontology annotation, biological process: protein phosphorylation. The transcript is spliced from 6 exons. Bases 1 to 2133 code for a protein of 710 amino acids. Lineage: Eukaryota; Fungi; Mucoromycota; Mucoromycetes; Mucorales; Lichtheimiaceae. Gene Ontology annotation, molecular function: protein kinase activity; ATP binding. The record is from RefSeq and is a predicted model, not a curated record.
AUGCUUACUGUUGCACGAGGCAAUAAACAGCAACAGCAGGAGGACCAAAUUAGAUUGCUGGUUGCUUCACUUGUUGAAUCGUAUCAUCGUAUGCAUGGUGGUUCACCACAAGCCAAUCCUAGAGCCUUUUUUCUGAUAUGUCAAGUGCUUCUCAGGGCAACCACCACCUCCACCAUCUCAUCGGCGGGCUUUGUUGAUAACGUGUAUCACGAUAUGCAGUCUCAUGCCCAGGCCACUGCUAUUCAAAACAUUCUACGCACAGCUUCACAAACAAUCCAUGAUCCAGAUUAUCAAGCAAAGAUGAUGAUGACUUUGUCAUCUUUCUCCGGUCUCCAUGACGACGAGCAACGCCAACAAUGUCAACCUUCCUCAACAACGACAUCAUCAUCAUCCCCUUCUUGUUGUUCCAUAUUGGACCAUUCUUCCGAACAUGAAGAGCAGCAGCAGCAGGAGAAGGAGAAAGAGGAGGAGCAUCUUCUUUUCAACUUGUCGGUUCAAAAUUCGCGAUAUCAGAAUGAUUUUGUGGAGAUUGGUAUGCUUGGAAGAGGAGGAUUUGCCAGCGUAUGGCGUGCACGCAACAAAUUGGAUGGUAUUGAAUAUGCUAUCAAGAAAAUCAGACUUGCUCGACGUAAUCCAACCAUCUUUCGAGAAAUCAAGCAUCUCGCUCGACUUGAACACCGUAACAUUGUACGCUAUUAUUCAUCAUGGCUACAGGUGACAUCUUCCACUGUGCAUGAGCAAGACGAGGAAGAAGAGAUAGGACAUCCACCACAACCACCCGCUGUUAUCAACAACAACAACAACCAUGACAACCAGAGCAAACGUGAUAGUACGUCGUCAUUGUGGAUGAAUAACAUGCCUGACAUGCUAUCGGAUAUGACAUUGGAUACAACCUCAUCAACAUCGUCACCCAUCCAAUUUGGUCACCACGACAACAGCAGCACCACCACUUCUACUACUAGCAGUACAUCUUCCUCAGAAAGGGAUCCAUUUGUGAACAAAGAAUGCAGCAACCCAAAGUCACAUGCACAACAGCAUCAUCAUCAGGAGUGGACUUUGUACAUCCAAAUGCAGCUUUGUCCAUCAACGCUGCAUGAUUACAUCAAGUUGCGUAACCAAAAACUCACCACGGAUGCUUCUUGUUGCGAUCUUUUGGAUUCAGAACGCAACCUUGAGAUAUUCUCGCAGAUAUUGGAAGGGGCAGCUUAUAUCCAUGAGCAAGGGAUCAUCCAUCGUGAUCUCAAACCCACCAAUAUUUUCUUGAGUAUGCCAGCGUCUUUUCAUGAACAGCGUAAAGGGCGUCGACGAAGCCGUGCCAAUAGCCUUGCCAGUGUACAAUCGUCUUCAUCACCACACCAUUUGGACAACAACGACCCUGUUACAGUAGCGAUACCACCAGGAUGGGAUGAACAACCCUGGGUCCCCAAAAUUGGUGAUUUUGGUUUGGCUGCUGCAUCCUUUUCAUUACCACCAUCCCUUGAUGAAUACGAGCAUCUUUACAAUAACCACAUUUCCUCCACCACGUCGCUCACAAGUAACAGCAGCAGCAGUCGACGACGCAUGUCAUUUCAUCGUACUACACGUACCAGCGGUGUAGGUACAAUGACUUAUGCAUCACCCGAACAAUUGGCAAAAUCACCUAGUGCAUACGAUGAAAAGGUUGAUAUUUACUCAUUGGGCAUCAUCUUUUUUGAAAUGCUUCAGCCAUUUUCAACAUGCAUGGAGCGUGCUGAAGCAAUUGAUGGUUUAAAACAAGGCAUCUUCCCCUCUGGAUUUGUAGAGAGAUACCCAAGAGAGACGGCAUUGAUUUUGUGGAUGAUGGACACAGACCCUGAAAAACGACCCACAGCAGCGCAAUUGCUAGAGUGUGAGCUCUUUGUAGUUACGGAUGAUUCCACAGACGCAUUUACGAUGCUCCAAUCACAGCUGCUGGCAAAAUCGCUCGAACUUGAGAAGAAGACAGAGGAGAUCGUGACCUUAAAACAACGAGUGGAGCUUGUUGAGAGUACUCGAAAACGAGAGGUGGAUGAAAUGACACAUCGAUUGAUUGAAUUAGAGCAAAAGCUGGCUCUUUUGCAACAAACACGAGCAAAGCCUACAAGUAGAUCCCAGCUAAGGCAAUACAUUACAUAG